Molecule: messenger RNA, 2079 nt
Organism: Lingula anatina
Lineage: Eukaryota; Metazoa; Brachiopoda; Lingulata; Lingulida; Lingulidae
Product: perilipin-2
Biological process (GO): lipid storage; positive regulation of triglyceride storage
Cellular component (GO): lipid droplet; cytosol
Source: RefSeq, a predicted model, not a curated record
GAGAUGCUAUUGGCUAAAAUUUUCUCUUCUUUGUGCCACCUAUAAAUAGUGAAAAGAGACUUUCGUCUUGAAGCUGGAGUCAGACGUGUGACAACUCCUGUGGCAAUUACAGGUUAUGUACCGGAAGAGUUUAGAAAAAAAGAUGUCAGAAGAACAAUUCAUCACUCGUGUUAGCUCUCUCCCCGUGGUGUCCAGUGCUUGGGGCCAGGUGUCUGAUUAUUAUCUUCGCACCAAGGAGAAGAGCCCUAGCCUUGUCCAGUAUACUCUGAACAUGGCAGAGAGCAGUGUGAAGACUGCCUACACAACAGCCCAACCUGUCAUUAGCAAGCUGGAUGGGCCAAUUCAGAAGGUGAAUGCCAUUGCCUGCCAGCAGCUGGAUAAACUGGAAGAAAAGUACCCCAUUAUUUCCAAGGAUACUGAAACGGUAAUAGAAAAAAGUAAGGGAGCAUAUAACAAUGCCAUCCAGCCAACUGUGGACAAAGUAAAUGCUGUGAAACAGUAUGGUGUGGACACCUACAAUGGAGUCAAGGAUUAUGGGGUUGAAAAGGUGACCAAUGUGAAGAACUUUGCCACUGGCACAGUGACUGCUGUGAAGGACUACAGUAGUAGCUCCGUGAACAGUCUUCUGCAAUCCAGUUAUGGACAGGUAGUGGUUGGGGCUGCAGAGGGCAUCCUUGCCUCUUCAGAGGGAUAUGUAGAGAAGUACCUGCCACCUGCCCCUGAAGAAGAAGAAAAGAAGGAAGGGGAUGAAGGUGAGGAAGGAGAUGAGCAAGAUCCACAGGUGCAGACUUCUUUAGCCAGAGUGACAUCUCUGAGCUCCAAGGUGCGACGCAGGAUGUAUGCACGUGCCAUGAAGGAGAUGCAGCACUUGCAGGCCCGCAGCAAGGAGACUGUUGCAAAUCUUGCCCAUACUGUUAAUUUGAUCCAGUAUGCCAGGGACAACUUUGAGCUUGCAGCGGAAAAAGUGCACGCUGCUAAGGAGAAGGCAUGGAGUGUGUGGGAGGAAGUUAACAAGGAGGAAGAUGAAGAGGAAGUUGAAGGGGAGGAAGGAGAGGAAGGAAAGGAACUCCAGCCACAGACACUUGAGCGUCGUUCAAUUCUUGUUGCUCGCCGCCUCACUCUUCAAUUGAAACAUGCUCUGGCCAUUGUGCCAUCUGGAGAUCAGCUGCUUCCUGUAUACCUGAGAGAGAGAAUGGACAAGGCUAAAACCUACGUAGAAGAAAUGUAUGGGCAUUUUGCAGAGGCUAAACAUUUUGAGGAUCUUCCCAGUUGGAUGAUGGACCAGGCCAAGGAGAAGUUGACUUAUGUGGAGGAAUCUGUUGGGAACAUGACAGAAUAUGUUCUCAGCACCAGGGCCCUCAGCUGGCUGGUGCCUGAUGUGGACCUGGAUGCAUUUGAUAUUGAAGAUCCUGAUUCUUAUGAGGUCAAUGGUGGUGUCAUCAUGAGAGAAGGUGGCCAGGAAGAAUACAUUGGUUAUGUGCCAGCUGUUGAGAAAUAGAUAGCGCCCCAGUAUUCUAAACUACACAAAUUUAAAUUUUGGUGCUCUUUGAGUUCUCCAUUGUAACAAUUAUAACUGUUGCCUGAUCAUUGACACCUAGUUCCCAAGUAUCUUGGCUUAAAAAUCUGAACCUUAAUUUAUAGAUCAUAGAUCUGAUAUGAAUGUGAUGCUUUCUUAAGGACAAUGAUAUUUUAUCCCCAUUUUGAAAUGAUAAAUGAUCAACUGAAAACCGUCUUAUCAGUGAGAGCCACUAUCAGAGUAAGAAUUUCUUAAUGACUAACCAUGCAGAAAUCUGGGCUAGUACCUGGGUUAAAAUCUCAAGUUGAAUUAUUUUUUCUUAGGCAACAUUACUUUUAAACUGUUAUAUUAAAAAAAUAUAUAUAUAUUGCUUACCCCAUGGAAACCAAAAGAAACUUGUUGGCUAAAAUUCCCAUACUGCAAUGUUUUGCUAACAAGCAAAUCCAACAUGAUUUUUUUUCUUUAUGUACAUGGAUGAAUGAUGAAUUUCACUGAAUUCAGGUAAAGCAUAAGACCAAAGUGGAGGGAAACUAAUUUCAGGAAUAAAUUUUUUUCAACCUCAA